AUGCAAUCAUCUCGAGUUCUUUUUGAGCUUCCUUUGACUCAAUCGCGAUCCGCUGAGCUGAAGAAGAUCAUCAUGGUGAAACAAUUCUCGGCCUACGCCGCGUUGGCCGGUUUGAUCGCCGCCGUAUCGGCUCGUCCGACUGCCCGAAGCACCGAAGCCUGGGGUCAACUCCGUGAGAAUAUCAAACAUGUAAUCUAUCUCACACUGGAGAAUCACUCGUUCGACAAUAUCGCUGGGUACUGGGACUUCAACCCAGACAUUGACAACUUGCGCGGCGUCACAUACUGCAACGAGUACACCAACCCCAAUUGGACAGUGUGGGGGGAGCCGCUCAAAAUAUGUGCGGCGCCCUACGAGACCGAGGUUCCACUGAAAGAUCCGGACCACAAUUUUGCCGGCGUCACCUAUGAAAUCUUUCGUAAGUGGAACGUGACCAAGGAUGAUGUCCCCAAUAUGGCUGGCUUCGUGGAGCGCCAGUCGGAGAAGUACUCGUCAACUCCGGGAGACACCUCCUUUGUCAUCCAGGCCUACAACCAGAAGAAGACGUCCCUACUAGCGGAGCUUGGUCAGAACUUUGCCUUCUUCGAUUCUUAUUUCGCUGAGCACCCCGGCCCGACCAAUGUUAAUCGGCAAUUCGCAACCUCUGGUUCUUCUUGCGGCUUUGUCGACAAUACGGACCAGUCUGCUGGCUUCUGGAACAAUGUCACGGGAACCACAUGCGCAACAUCGAUCUUUGAAUCGCUAAGCAAUAAAGGCAUCAGCUGGAAAAAUUAUUACGAAACGGACAUUGUGGAUGCAUAUAUGUAUAAGUGGACCCAAGACAACGCUAUGGACCAGCUAGUGCACGCCGACGAAUUCUACCGUGAUCUCGAGGAGGGAACGCUGCCUACGUUUUCUUAUAUCAACCCAGAGUGCUGCUCAAUCGAUUCGAUGCACCCGACUAGUCCCAUGGCAACCGGGGAGCAAAUGCUCAAGCACUUGUACGACGCACUCCGCCGGUCCAAGUACUGGGAUAACGCGCUACUCAUUAUCAACUUUGACGAGCACGGCGGCUUCGCAGACCACGUCCCUCCACCAAUGAACAUUCCUCAGCCUGAAGAUGGCAUCACCUUUACUGGCAUGUCCGACGACCACCAUGUCACCUACGACUUUACCCGUCUGGGCGUUCGUUCGAUCCUGCAUUUCUUACAGGAGCUCUGGAACCUCGAGGGCCUGAAUAAUCGCGUGCAGUGGGCUAAGACUUUUGAAUCGGCCUUCACGGCCACGGGACGUGAUAAUACGCCUCAGACUCUGAGCACGCCUACCUGGUACGGUGGCAGUGGUCAACCUGAGCCGGAAACCUUUCGCCUUUUGAACCAGGAUGAGAGCUAUUAUGCUGCCCAGUAA
Penicillium cosmopolitanum is the source of this 1386-nucleotide messenger RNA. RefSeq lists its product as uncharacterized. Gene Ontology annotation, molecular function: hydrolase activity, acting on ester bonds. The transcript has 7 exons. NCBI's taxonomy places the organism in Eukaryota, Fungi, Ascomycota, Eurotiomycetes, Eurotiales, Aspergillaceae. Bases 1 to 1386 code for a protein of 461 amino acids. Gene Ontology annotation, biological process: phospholipid catabolic process. The record is from RefSeq and is a predicted model, not a curated record.